AUGGCGGGCGGUGCAGCAUAUGCAGUGCAUUCCUUUCCUCCUCCGUCCAACGCUGAAAAGCCGGACACUGAGUCGGCGGCGCUCAUGCCGUCCCAAGAGCUCCGCAAGAAGAAGCGCAUCAAGUGCGUGUUAUUCGGUGCGGCGUUCGCCGUCUUCCAGACCGCGAUAAUCCUAGUCUUCGUACUCCUCAUAAUGAAGUACAAGGCUCCAAACUUCCGCCUUCGAUCGGCCACGUUCGACAACUUCAACGUUGUCGCCGCGCCGCCUUCAAACGCUUCAUUCGACGCCAGAUUGAACGCUCAGCUCGGCGUAAAGAACUCAAAUUUCGGUCCUUAUAAGUACGGAGAAAGUAAAGUUGAAUUCUUUUAUGGGGACUUGGUUGUGGGGGAGGCUGUUGUUCCCGGCUCAAAAGCUGGGCUUAAAUCUACUAAGAAAGUUGAGGUUGCGGUGAGGGUGUCGUCGGAGAAUGUUACCGACGUUAAGCAGCUUGGGAGUGAACUGAGUUCGGGGAUGUUGAGGUUGAACGUCCGGUCAAAGUUGGAGGGGAAGGUGACGUUAAUAUUUGUGAUGAAGAAGAAGAAAACAAGUCAAAUGGAUUGCAUCUUGACCAUCCAUCUGGACAAGAAAACAUUUCAAGAUAUAACAUGCAAAUAG
This is a messenger RNA of Ipomoea triloba (trilobed morning glory), 654 nucleotides long. RefSeq lists its product as uncharacterized. NCBI's taxonomy places the organism in Eukaryota, Viridiplantae, Streptophyta, Magnoliopsida, Solanales, Convolvulaceae. Bases 1 to 654 code for a protein of 217 amino acids. The transcript has a single exon. The record is from RefSeq and is a predicted model, not a curated record.